AUGGAAUACCAAAUUAUAGUUUAUUUAUCCAAGUUCUUUACGUUUACUGGCCUUGCUGACGAUGAAGAAAAGGUAGCUAGAGGACCAUCCGCCCCAGUUAUGUGUGAGGGAGAGUUUGAGUCCAUGAAAGCCAUCAACGAAGUCUCACCAAGCCUUGCACCAAAACCAUGGGCCCGUGGGAAAUAUAAAAACGAAGACAGUUACUUCAUGCUUACAGAUUUCCGAGAUGUCGGGAAGCAGCCUCCAGAUCCCGUCAAGUUCACUGCAAGACUGGCUGACAUGCACAUGAGGUCGGUUUCUCCGACGGGCAAAUUUGGUUUCCAUACCACUACCUGUCAUGGCACCAUAACUCAAGUCACCGAUAUAUGGGAAGAGUCAUGGGCAGUGCUUUAUCGCAAACAGCUGGCGCAUAUGUUUGCCAUGGACUUAGAAAAGCAUGGAUCGUGGCCCGAGUUUGAGCAGCUGUGUGACCUCAUCUUGGAAAAAGUUAUCCCCAGGCUUUUGGAGCCUCUUCAAAGUGAAGGGAGAAGUAUCAAACCAUGUCUUCUUCAUGGAGAUUGCUGGGAUGAGAAUACCGCAACAGACAUGAAAACUACAGAACCGUUCAUUUUCGACGCGGGCUCUUUCUACGGACACAACGAAUAUGACACCGGGAACUGGAGGGCCCCUAGACAUCGUUUGAGCGGUAAACUAUACGUGAAGAAUUACAAGCGUAAUUUCUUUCCUUCGGAGCCGAAGGAGGAUUGGGACGGUAGAAACCUUCUCUACUCGCUGCGAUUUAAUAUUGGAACAUCCAUUCUCAUUCCCGGCUGCAACCAGCGGGAAAUUGUUUUUGAGGAUAUGAAAGAACUGUGCCGUAGAUACUGUCCCGAAGACAGCCCUACUCUCAUUCAACGGGCACGAAACCCUGGAGGUACCGAGGAGGAAGAGGAAGAAGAAGAGGAGGAGGAGGAGGAGGAGGAGGAGGAGGAGGAGGAGGAGGAGGAAAGGAGAAGAGGAGAAAGGAAGGAAGCUGAAGACGAAGAAGAAGAAAUAGAGGAGGAGGAGGAGGAAGAGGAAGAAGAGGAGAAAGAGAAGUCAGCAAAACAUUGA
Messenger RNA from Trichophyton verrucosum HKI 0517, 1092 nucleotides. RefSeq lists its product as uncharacterized. Lineage: Eukaryota; Fungi; Ascomycota; Eurotiomycetes; Onygenales; Arthrodermataceae. The transcript has 3 exons. The coding region runs from base 1 to 1092 and encodes 363 amino acids. The record is from RefSeq and is a predicted model, not a curated record.